Molecule: messenger RNA, 739 nt
Organism: Caenorhabditis sp. 36 PRJEB53466
Lineage: Eukaryota; Metazoa; Nematoda; Chromadorea; Rhabditida; Rhabditidae
Source: the annotation of a GenBank genome assembly
AUGAUGCACCUUCAUCGCAACGACCUUUUGACUAUCGAGAGCACUUCUGCGUCAAAGCCAAGCCUCAUGUCUUCGUUCUGGAGCAUCAAUGUUCAAGUUCAGGUAAACUGUGGGGAUUUGAAAAGCGAACGCAUUCUUCAGAAAUCGUAUUCCCAUAAGCACUGAUACAUAGAAAGAUAUAGCAGAACCCUCAGUCCCCAUUUUCCCGUUUUUCUCGUUUUCCUAUGUAAGUAGUCGCCCGCACUAUAGAGACAGCGAGAAACGCGGCAAGAGGCGCAGUUGUCUUCGGGGUAGAAGGUUUAGAGACUCGUAGCAUCGGUGGUUCAGUGGUAGAAUGCUCGCCUGCCACGCGGGCGGCCCGGGUUCGAUUCCCGGUCGAUGCAAUUCUUUUUUCUUUGUCGCAAGGAUUUAUUUUCAGAAUAACGAGCGAUUGGAGCUCGACCCCAAAACGUGCUCUCAAUUCUCCCUCCCGGAAGUGACACAAAACGAGGGAGAAGUCACAAACGCUUCACGUCCGGCUCGCAGUCUUUCAGGUAAAACGAGUCGAAGCGCCGAGAAGAAACUCACUUCUCUCAUUUCAGUCACCGACUUGUGCACCAAGUACGAAUCUCAGUCCCCAUCGGCUUUACCGGUCAAUUUUGCGUCGGAGAAUUCAAAGAGUCAACCGCCUCCGUCCGCGAAGGAAGCGGCGUCUUGCCGUGUCGCCGACUGGCUCACUAACCUUGAUAUUAACAAGUAA